AUGGCAACACUAAGCACACAAAACACCACCGGUACCCAACCACCAAAAUACCACACAUCCCUCCUUACAGCCCUCGACUGCCGCGGCCAUGUCCACCUGAUCCUGGGGACGAACCCCCUUGCCGCCUCACGCUGCACACAGUCUCUAGCCGCCGGCGCAACCCCCAUAGUCAUCGCGCAGGCCACCGACGUUACCGAACUUCACUACGCCCUGCAGAAGCGCAUCGACGCCGGCGAGGUCCAAUGGCUGCGCCGCCCCUUUGAAGACACCGACCUGUCCACACUCGGCCGGCCAGAGGUCGACGGCUUUGUCGAUGCCGUCUUCGUGACCGCCUCGGGCUCGCGCGACCCCCAGUCGCCCGCCGUACACGUUUCGGCCCUCUGCAGGCGCCAGCGCGUCCCCGUCAACGUCGUCGACAGCCCCGCCCUCUGCACCUUUAGCCUGCUGAGCACCCACUCCGACGGCCCGCUGCAGGUCGGCGUCACCACCAACGGCAGGGGCUGCAAGCUCGCCAGCAGGAUCAGAAGGGAGAUCGCGGCCGCGCUGCCCAGGGAUUUGGGCGCGGCUUGCGCGAGGUUGGGAGAGGUGAGGAGGCGCGUGCAGGAGGAGGAUGGACGCGGUGGCGGCAAGGGAGGUGAGGGUGUGACUACAGACGACGACUCGUACGACCAGUCGGCGAGCUUCAACAAGCUCGUCACGGAUGCGGAUAUUGAAGCUGCCAAGACUAGGCGCAUGAGGUGGCUGUCCCAGGUCUGCGAGUACUGGCCGCUGAAGCGCCUGGCCGCCGUGACGGACGCAGAUGUCGAAGCCGUGCUGGCGUCGUACCACACCGCAUCUCCUACACAACCCGAAACGACCCCUUCGCAAAUCACCCACCCCAACCCAUCCUCCAAACCAUCACUCCCAACGCCACGCGGGCGCAUAAUCCUCGCCGGCUCCGGCCCGGGCCACCCCGACCUCGUCACCCUCGCAACGCACAAGGCCCUGCAGACCGCCGACGUGAUCCUAGCCGACAAGCUCGUCCCCUCGGGGGUGCUAGACCUGAUCCCCCGACGGACGCCCGUCUCCAUCGCGCGCAAGUUCCCCGGGAACGCCGACGCCGCGCAGGAGGAACUCAUCUCGUCCGCGCUGGCCGCAUACCAGGCCGGAAAGACGGUCCUACGGCUCAAGCAGGGCGACCCGUUCGUCUACGGGCGCGGUGGCGAGGAGAUUGCGGCGUUCCGGGCGGCAGGCGUGCCCGACGACCGCGUCGCGGUGCUGCCGGGCCUGACGAGCGCAUUGUGUGCCCCGCUGUUUGCUGGCGUCCCCGCCACGCAGCGCGACGUGGCCGAUCAGGUGCUCGUGUGCACCGGCACGGGCAAGAAGGGGAAGCCGCCUACGCCGCCCGGGUACCUGCCCUCGAGGACUGUGGUGUUCCUCAUGGCGCUGCACAGGAUCGUGGGCUUGGUCGGGGAGUUGACGGAGAGGACGGCGGAGGAGGAGGGGGCAGGGGAGGACAAGAGGGCGCUGUGGCCGAGGGAUACGCCCUGCGCCGUCGUGGAGCGGGCGAGCUGUCCGGAUCAGAGGGUCAUACGGACUACGCUGCGGCAUGUGGCUGAGGCGAUCGAACAGGAGGGCAGCAGGCCCCCGGGAUUGCUGGUGGUUGGUCGGGCGUGCGAGGUGCUGUACACCAUGGAGAAGGGGAGAGCUUGGAUGGUUGAGGAUGGGUUCAAGGGGCUUGACUACUUGGAUGAUGUCGUCGCUCAGGGAAUGCCACUUUUAGCAUGA
Molecule: messenger RNA, 1767 nt
Organism: Pyricularia grisea
Lineage: Eukaryota; Fungi; Ascomycota; Sordariomycetes; Magnaporthales; Pyriculariaceae
Exons: 1
Coding region: 1-1767 (588 amino acids)
Biological process (GO): siroheme biosynthetic process; sulfate assimilation
Molecular function (GO): uroporphyrin-III C-methyltransferase activity
Source: RefSeq, a predicted model, not a curated record